Molecule: messenger RNA, 709 nt
Organism: Capsella rubella
Lineage: Eukaryota; Viridiplantae; Streptophyta; Magnoliopsida; Brassicales; Brassicaceae
Product: 1,2-dihydroxy-3-keto-5-methylthiopentene dioxygenase 1
Exons: 7
Coding region: 9-602 (197 amino acids)
Molecular function (GO): acireductone dioxygenase [iron(II)-requiring] activity
Source: RefSeq, a predicted model, not a curated record
AUAUAACCAUGGGUGAAGCUGUUAAGGAUUAUCAAAGAGAAGAAGUGAUUCAAGCUUGGUACUUGGAUGAUAACUACGAAGAUGGUCAGAAGCUUCCUCACCACAAGAAUCCUAAAGAGUUUGUAUCUUUGGACAAACUUGCAGAGCUUGGAGUACUUAGCUGGAGACUUGAUGCUGAUAACUAUGAAACCGAUGAGGAGUUGAAAUAUAUCCGCGAAUCUCGUGGUUACUCCUACAUGGACAUUUGUGAGGUAUGUCCGGAGAAGCUUCCAAACUAUGAAGCAAAAGUAAAAAUGUUUUUUGAAGAACAUUUACACAUUGAUGAAGAGAUCCGUUACUGCCUCGCAGGAAGUGGAUACUUUGAUGUGAGAGAUCUCAACGAUGUUUGGAUUAGAGUAUGGGUAAAGAGGGGAGGUAUGAUAGUCUUCCCUGCUGGAAUAUAUCAUCGCUUCACCGUGGACUCAAACAACUAUAUGAAGGCAAUGCGGCUUUUCGUGGGUGGACCAGUGUGGACUCCUUACAAUCGUCCACACGACCAUCUUCCAGCAAGGAAAGCGUAUAUGGAUACAUUCGUGAAGGUGGAUAUGGGGACCGUACCAUAGACGCUUCAGCGUAGAGGACUCUGAUGCAUGAGCUAAACAUAUGUUUAGAUGUUGUUGUCUAGCUUUAAUUAUGCUUUUAUUAUUGUUGUGUUGUAGUAUAAUGUUAA